AUGGAAGCGAUCAGUGAAGUUGGCCCAUCGGAUGAGGUGUUGGUCGCCGUCGGAGGCUCGACGUUUUCAAGCCGUGUGUCCGACUUGGCCGAAGUCCCGUCGUUCAAGGACCACUUCAACAGGGAUCCGGACGCGCCACGCGCCCGGCUGACCCUAAAAGGGCAUUACUUCUCAUCAGAUGGCGUGCCGACGAUCCGAUGGCCGGGAGUGGACCUCACUGCUGCACCCUACAUGCUCAGAUUUUUGAAACAAUUCUACGUGCGGGACGGCCCGGAGGCCUACGACAUCGUCAAGGAGUUUGAGGCCGAGAACGCACCCCUGCUCCUCAUAAGGAACGAAGCCCGAUCCAACGGAAUUCUGCAGCUCGAGGUGGCCUGCGAUAAAGUGAUGAGCGAGCGAACCGGCGGCGAUCCACAACCAACCCAGCCCUCCUUCUUCGAGAAAGCCGCCAUCGUCGGAACGGUCGGAGCGGCCGCUGCCUUAGCAAUGAAGACAUUUUUUAAG
Mesorhabditis spiculigera is the source of this 504-nucleotide messenger RNA. NCBI's taxonomy places the organism in Eukaryota, Metazoa, Nematoda, Chromadorea, Rhabditida, Rhabditidae. The record is from the annotation of a GenBank genome assembly.